AGAAGGCUUGUGGGUUUCGAGGACGAAUGCCGCAAAAUUCUCGAGGAUGGACUGGAAAUGCGAUGCGAAUUCACAAAUUGUGCUGGAGAUCUCUCGACGGUCAGUUGGGUGUCGAACCAGACUUAUCUAGCUGGCACGACUGUCCACAUGGAUUCCCACAACCAGCAGUACAACAAGCCUGGCAACCUGGUUUUGGGUUCUGUUGCCCGCGGCUCAGCUACCCUGAAGGCCUAUCCGGACCACCGGAUUCCCCGGCCUCUGGUCGAGAGGGGUGAGAAUUCCACCGAAGCCAUGCGCGAAUCUCAGUCUCCGUGGCUUUACACCUCAGUCGUGUCGUCUGAUUAUGACAGGAUUCACAAUCGAAUCUACAGCUCCGGCUUCGAUAAGAAGGUGAAGGUGUGGAAGGUUGAUUCAGCUGGGGCUUCAAUGCGUUGUAUCGGUACCUGGGAGCAUGAGGGACCCGUGAAUUUCGUCCAAGCUUCCUUGUUCGACAACCAGGACGAGGCCCUGGUUGCUACGGCCGCGGACGUUCCGACCAAUGCUGUCAGGGUCUAUCACGUUUCCAAAGACGACAGACACGUUGCCCAAAGCCGGUUCAAACCUUUCUCUUGCUCGAGAAUAGUGAAUUCGGACGGCACCCCGAUGGUCAUUGACAAGUGGACAUACUUCCCUUCUACGAUGAGGUGGGGCAUCGAGCAGAGUGUAAAACAUCUGCUUCUAGUCGGUUACUCUCCACGGAGUCUCACGGGUGAUGAUAACGACAUCCCGACUGACCGCUCCAAUACAGGCGAGCUCUGCUUGUGGGAUGCCGUUUCUGGCAAAGGUGUUACGAUCACCAGCGCGAGAACCCAAAACGUCUUUGAAGUUCUUUGGCAUCCGACCCAGCCCGUAUUCAUUGCUGCUACGUCUCCUGCUGGAUACGCUCUCAAUUUUGAUAGGGUCAAGACACAGGUCCGCAUCUUUAAGCAGGUCGUUGAUAACGGACAUUCCACGGGCCUGGCUUUCACCGAGAUGAAUGCACUCGAUUGUUAUGCUGUGGACAUCAACGAGCUUACAAUCAUGCCCAACAGCCCUCACUUCUGCUUUGUGACUGCCGGCUGCACCGACGGCAAGACAUAUGUCUGGGACACAGCACUUGGCGAUAAGCCCGUCCAAGUGCUGGCUCAUGGUCAGCCUGUCGCGGGAGUCACCGCCGGUGAUGACACGGAUGAUACUGGUGUAAAGUUUACAGCCUGGGGCACGUCGAUGGAUCGCUUUUACACUGGGUCUUCGGACGGCAUCGUCAAAGUCUGGAAUGUGCGGUCUCUGGGAAAGAAGGCUAAAGGCAGAGUCAUUCUUGAGGCCCCAGCACAGAUUUCCUUUGGUGCCUUUUCUCCAGACAAGUCAAAGCUUGUCAUCGGCGAUGCUAGUGGGCGUGUGUUUGUCUUAUCUACGGACCACGACGACGGCAGCCCGCCGUCAUUUGUCAAACUACCAGGCGGCGUCAAGAAACGCGCACCCACGACAAUCACACCACAUGCUGACCCACCACCACCUCGGGGCGUGGCUCUUACAGAUGGUCGAGCGUUGGGCCGGAGGUACGUUGCCAAUGGCCAACUACGUUAUAGUGGCGACCCCACUGUAGGCAUGGUUAAGGACAUGAAAUAUGCUGAGACGGGGCUUUACUGUCGUGAGGCGUAUCUCGGCGGUAACACGCUCAUGCCCGUACAAGCCCACUUUGAGGCGUAUCUGCAG
This is a messenger RNA of Cryphonectria parasitica EP155, 1734 nucleotides long. Its product is annotated as WD40 repeat-like protein. Gene Ontology annotation, cellular component: TORC1 complex; TORC2 complex. Gene Ontology annotation, molecular function: protein binding. The record is from RefSeq and is a predicted model, not a curated record. Gene Ontology annotation, biological process: TOR signaling; regulation of actin cytoskeleton organization. The annotation marks the transcript as partial. The transcript has a single exon. NCBI's taxonomy places the organism in Eukaryota, Fungi, Ascomycota, Sordariomycetes, Diaporthales, Cryphonectriaceae.